CGUCGGGUUAAAAGCCCAAGUUUGGGCCAAUCUCAGGGACGAAUCCGCAGCGCCGUGGCGAUAUCUUCCCUUCGAUCGGCGAAGGUUUUAAUAGGUUUUCUUCUUCAGAUGUUCUUCCCCAAAUUUCUCUCCAUACCCUCUUCUUCUCCUCUCUCUUUUAAUUUCUGUUAAUCCAGAGAGAGAUAGAAGGGGGGGAGAGGAAUUAGCUUCCGAUUUCCAGAUUUCUGGAUCGUCUUCCACCAUGGCUGCUGCCGAAGCUCCCCUUAAUUAUGUUGGCGUUGCUAGAAAUUCCGCCGCUUUCCGCCUCAUGAAGCAAAUGGGAUGGGAAGAAGGAGAAGGAUUAGGAAAAGACAAGCAAGGCAUCAAAGGACAUGUCAGGGUUAAGAACAAACAAGAUACUGCUGGUAUUGGAACCGAACAGCCAAACAAUUGGGCAUUUGAUACAACUCAGUUUGAUAGCAUCCUUAAAAGGCUUAAAGUGCAAACCACUGCUAUCAAGAGUGAUGAAGUAAAUGAUAAUGAUAAAAUACACAAGGAAAAAGGGACAGAGAAUACUCAAAACAAUAAAGAAAUAGUUAGUAAAGUCACUCGUCCACAAGGAAGAUAUAAGAAGAGAGAAAGGGGGAAGCUUGUCGAUUCCUACUCUAGUUAUGAUCUUGAAGGAAUUCUUGUCAAAAAGACAAAGUCUGCACAGUCUGAUGAUGUCCAGAAUGUGUCAGAGAUACUGCAUGCAUCUGAAACCCUAGUUUCAAGUGCUGAAGAUAAAGAGCAUGGUGUCCCACCAGAUUGGUGGGGUCAUAAGUUUGGUUUUGUUUUGGGGGGUUUUCUUGGAGCCCAGACUAAGCAAAAGAAGUCAUCUGUUGAAGAUCAGCAAGGUUCCAGUAAGAGAACUACAUUCUGUGAGGAUGAUCAAGAAAAUCUCUACAAUCGUGUUCAAGAUAAAGCUACUUCUGGAAAACAAGGUUUGGGCAUAAAGGACAAGCCAAAGAAGGUUGCCGGUUGCUUCUUUCAGGGGAAAAAGACAUCUUUUGAUGAAAGUGAUGCGGAUGAUUCCUCUGAUUCGAACCCGCCAAUUCAAGCAAAAAAUGACGAAAUUUCCAACUGUGCUGAACCAAAAAUGAAACUAAAGAAGUUGUGCAAGCGCCUCCUUAAAAAGGAACCCAGCAACUCUUUGAAACUUAAGCAGCUCAAAGUUCUUAUUGAUGAGCAUUCGUCUGGGGUGUUUCACAACAUGUCUAAGAAAGAUUCUAUAACUUAUUUAAAGCGCAAGCUUGAAGGCAGUGAUACAUUCUGCUUGGAUGGGAAACGAGUCUCUCUAACUUCAAGGAGCGGCUGAAAACAUGUUUUUCUUUUUUGCAGAUUGCGGCAACACAUUGUACAUUGUUUCUUGUUGAGGCCUGGCUUGGGGGUGAUGCACCAUUUGCUGCCAUAGUAUUUUCAGUUUGCUGCUUUUUAAUUAUAUAUACAUGUUUCCGAGGGGUUAAGGAUAAGGUUUGUAAAAUGUUUUUGUUCAGAUUAAUGUUUGUUUUGUAAUGCCUUGCAAGGAACUUUGAAGCUAUUCCAAUUUCAUCACUCUGGAUUCAUAUAAAGUGUUGUUUUUGGUAAUAAAUAGCUUUCCUUUGU
Cuscuta campestris is the source of this 1623-nucleotide messenger RNA. Lineage: Eukaryota; Viridiplantae; Streptophyta; Magnoliopsida; Solanales; Convolvulaceae. The record is from the annotation of a GenBank genome assembly.